GACCGCCGUGUGGGGAGAAACCCGGUGUGCGUGAGGCCCGUUCCCCCCUGGCAGAGAGGCAUCGGCGAGUUCCUGCAGCUGCCGGAGAAAGAGAACCGGGAGCCCAGCGGGGAGGCCGCAGGGAGCAGCGGCCUGGCGCCGGCCAAAAA
Molecule: messenger RNA, 149 nt
Organism: Mesitornis unicolor (brown roatelo)
Lineage: Eukaryota; Metazoa; Chordata; Aves; Mesitornithiformes; Mesitornithidae
Gene: PCLAF
Product: KIAA0101 ortholog
Exons: 1
Biological process (GO): regulation of cell cycle; translesion synthesis
Cellular component (GO): nucleus
Molecular function (GO): chromatin binding
Source: RefSeq, a predicted model, not a curated record